UUCGUGUUCCGGCCUCCCCGGCGCCCACCUCGGGAGCCCUGCCCGCCCCGGCUCCUCGCGCCGAGGGAUGGACCGACCCUGACGACAUGUAGUGCUGUGGUGUGCCUCCUGGGAUACGUGCAGCCAUGGCAUCUGAGCUUUGUAAGACCAUCUCUGUGGCAAGGCAGGAAAAGCACAAGAAUUUGUUCCUGAAUUACAGGAAUCUGCACCAUUUCCCAGUGGAAAUGCUCAAAGACGGAGGACUGCAGCACUUGGAGAGGCUCUAUAUGAAAAGGAACUCCCUCACCAGCUUGCCGGAAAACCUUGCUCAGAAGCUUCCAAACCUUGUGGAACUAUACCUGCACUCCAACAGCCUGGCUGUGAUUCCGGAAGCCAUUGGGUCCCUUGUAAAACUCCAGUGCCUGGAUCUUAGUGACAAUGCCUUAAAAGUUGUUUGCCCAGAAAUCGGUCGCCUGAGAUCGCUACGUCAUCUGCGGUUAGCUAACAACCAGCUGCAGCUCCUCCCGCCAGAGAUUGGCGACCUGAAGGAGCUGCAGACACUGGAUGUCUCCAGCAAUCGUCUGCUGACCUUGCCCGAGAGGCUGCACCUGUGCCUUUCUCUGCAGUACCUCACCGCUGACUGCAACCACCUCUGCCAUGUUCCGCGCCACCUCUGCCAGCUGCCCAGCCUCAACGAGCUCUCCAUGGCUGGAAACCGCCUUGCAUUUUUGCCACUUGAUUUAGGUCGCUCUCGAGAACUUCAGUACGUGUACGUGGACAACAACCUCUCCCUGAAAGGCUUGCCAUCGUUCCUGUACAAUAAAGUCAUCGGGUGCAGUGGCUGCGGUGCCCCUCUCCACGUCCCCGAAGUGAAGCUGCUUUCUUUUUCCUCUGGGGAGCUGACCGUGUUCCUCCCUACCGAGGUGAAGGCCAUAGGGACUGCGAGUGAGCGCGUCCUGCCGCUGCAGGAGCUGGCCAUGCGGAGGCUGCACCACACCUGCCACACUCUCCUGAAAGAUUUGAACUUUCUGUCUCCAAUCUCGUUACCCAAAAGCCUCCUGGACCUGCUGCACUGCCCCCUCGGGCACUGUCACCGGUGCAGUGAGCCCAUGUUCACCAUCGUCUACCCCAAGCUCUUUCCCUUGAGAGAGACACCCAUGGCUGGCCUGCACCAAGGGAGGACAGCUGUGAGCUUCGUAGCUUACUGCUGCUCCAGCCAGUGUCUGCAGACUUUCCACCUGCUGAGCUGAUGAGCCCUGCGCAGCCACCGCGGCUCUGCCUGCUCCACGCCGCGCUCUGUACCGCGGCCGCCUCAGCAGAAGCAGAAGGCUGCAGGCAGGCCGGACCAGGCCCUCUCGCCCUGCUGUGUCCAGUGUGGGUGCUGCAGAACUCUGUGGAACUGUCGUGAUGGGAAAAGACUUGACCCUUCUCCAAGCUGGAAUAUAUCCUCCCUCAGAUGAGGGAGCCUGGAUCUUCUGUGGUUUGUUCAUCCUGACAGUGUCUCGCCCACCUGCUUGCUGUUUGCUUGGAUGAGGCGUCCCAAAUCCCAUCUGAAGCAAAUACGCCUCAGCUCCCUACAGAGCUAUCAUCCGACAGACGGCCAGAUCGACUCCGGCACACACAAACCUCCAGCGAGACUUCCAUCUCCCCCAGAGGCUUCUCUCCCAAAGGGGUUAUCCUCCAACUUUCUCCCACGAAGGGGUGCCAGGUUUUAAAGACUGAGCUGAGCCCAGCACCUGGAUUCUGAACUCUUUAGGGAUGCAAGAGGUGCCUAGGUUGGUGGCAAAGCAAGAGCCUGGGGGAGGCCCCCGAGGACCCCCGCGUGCACCCCCUCUGCGAAACCACAAUCAGGCACAGCCUUGCAGUGGACCAGCAUCUGAAAACCGGAAAUGUAGAUUGUAAUAAAAUACAU
Messenger RNA from Ochotona curzoniae (black-lipped pika), 1891 nucleotides. It is a transcript of the gene LRRC28, whose product is annotated as leucine rich repeat containing 28. Lineage: Eukaryota; Metazoa; Chordata; Mammalia; Lagomorpha; Ochotonidae. Gene Ontology annotation, molecular function: protein binding. The record is from RefSeq and is a predicted model, not a curated record. Bases 126 to 1229 code for a protein of 367 amino acids. The transcript has 10 exons.